Molecule: messenger RNA, 950 nt
Organism: Cicer arietinum (chickpea)
Lineage: Eukaryota; Viridiplantae; Streptophyta; Magnoliopsida; Fabales; Fabaceae
Product: glutaredoxin-C11
Source: RefSeq, a predicted model, not a curated record
UUGAUGAAAUCUCAAAUUUCAUAAAACAAAAGCCUUAGCAAACAAUUGCACAAGCUUUCACAUAAACUCAAUAUUUUCAAGUCUCAUAUAUUUUAUAUUGUAAGUAAUGGAUAGAGUAAAGGAUUUGGCAUCAAAGAAAGCUGCAGUUAUAUUUACAAAGAGUUCAUGUUGCAUGUGCCAUAGUAUAAAGCAACUUUUCUAUGAACUUGGAGCAAGUCCUGCAGUAUAUGAGUUAGACAAUGAUUCUUCAUAUGGAAGAGAAAUGGAAUGGGCUUUGAAGGGUCUUGGUUGCAACCCUUCAGUUCCAGCAGUGUUCAUUGGUGGAAAAUUUGUUGGAUCAUCAAAAGAUGUUAUAUCUCUUCAUGUUGAUGGAUCUCUCAAACAAAUGCUAAUGGAUGCAAAAGCCAUAUGGUUUUAGUUUACACACUUAAAUUCAGAAUUCUGUAUACCAAAAAGUGGUAUUGAAAGAGUUCUGAUAGUACUAUUUUGGACUAUGUUUAAUUAGGACACCCCUGUUUUUUCUUGAGUGUCCUACUUUAAUUUCACUUAUAUAAAAGGUUGUAUAAAAAAUUAGUCCUGUUUUUGGUAUUUUCUAAGAGGUUAAUUAUGUGUCUUAGGAAAAUGGUUGUUACAUUUGUUACACCAUAUAACAGGUGUAGAGAAUUGAAACACGUGAAGUAUGAAAAUGGUUGUUACAUUUGUUACACCAUAUAACAUGUGUAGAGAAUUGAAACACGUGAAGCAUGAGGAGGGUAGAUGUAUGUAAACAAGUGAAAUUGUUUUUGAGAUGUGAACUCGUGAGUCGUAACCUCUUUAGUCACAAGACGACAAUCAUACCAUUGCACCAAGACUCAUCUUGCGAAAAUGGUUGUAUGUUAGAAUGGUUGAUGGAAAACAAAAUCUUUUUUGUUUUCUUAUGGAAAUAAAUUUUGUAUAUUGAAUUAGUGGAA